Molecule: messenger RNA, 2589 nt
Organism: Fusarium subglutinans
Lineage: Eukaryota; Fungi; Ascomycota; Sordariomycetes; Hypocreales; Nectriaceae
Product: peroxin 26
Exons: 6
Coding region: 1-2589 (862 amino acids)
Cellular component (GO): catalytic step 2 spliceosome
Source: RefSeq, a predicted model, not a curated record
AUGUCUUUUAACAAUCACGCCGCUUACAGUCCGACCGCGAUGUCAUCUUCAACUGGACCUUCUGGCCUGUCAAACAGCCUCCUAUCGACAUCUAUAUCCUCUCUAGCUUCUUCUACAUCUUCACGGCAUCCUUCCCAAAUUUCGAAGACCUAUCGACAGGCUUCUACUUUAUUCCUCACGCGUCGUUUGCCUGAAGCUCUGACGACACUAGUCCCGUUGAUUACUCCACCCGAACAUGUUGACGACGGCGAACCUGCGCCAGUUGCUCGAGCAUCAAGAACGACUCGCAUUAAGGUCUGGAGCCUGUAUCUUACUAUCCUCAAUGGUAUUGUCGAGUUAGAACCCGAGGAGGGCAAGGAUGCUUUCGGAAACCAAGAAUGGAGAGCCUUGUGUACCAAAGUUCGCGAAGGAGAAAUAUGGGAUGAGGUAGUCACGAAUGGUUACCAUGGAGUGGAGGGCGAUGUUGACUCCGACGUAGUCAUUAAUCUCGCGACAAUAUUGUUGGCACAUGCCCGUGACCAGAAGCUUAACCAGCACAAACUCGAGGCUUAUCUGGCCGCCUCCAACACACCAAAUCUUGAUGUCGCUGGGCGGCUCGCUGAAUCAACGAGCUCGCCCAUGUCGAACCGAUAUCGGUCUCCUGCGAAGGGGGCGAGUGGCGCCAACACGCCUAGAGAUCUAAAUGCUCGUGUCAAGAUUCUGGAGUUAUACACCCUCCAUGUCCUCUUGCGCAACAACGAAUGGGAUUAUGCUCGUGAAUUUAUCAGCGUCAGCUCAGUCCUAGAUGAAGAGCGCCGCGAAGCCUUCCUGCAAGCAUUGCAAAGCCUACACGAUGAACAGCAAGAACAGGAAAGACUGGAGAAUGAGGAGCGCCAGCGACAGGAGAAUGAGCUGAAGAGAGAAAUUGAGGAGGCGAAGAGACUGCGCGCCGAGAACGAAGAGAAGGAAAGAAGACGAAUAGAAGAGGAGCGUCUGAAGCGCGAAGGGAGCGAGGUUGAUUACGGGAUUGACGAUACAGCUAGCCAUACCGGGUCAACUCGACCUCGAAAGGCCAGAGCUCCAUCAUCUUCGUCGUCGAAACAGUCAAGGCCUCGAGGGACGAAUCAAGCAGGCCCCAAAGCCAAUGGCAAAGCAGUCUCGCAGGCCCCAACUCUUACAUCACGCGCUUCCAUGGUUAUCACACAACUGCGGACUAUUAUCGAAAAUUUGGGCUCCUCACUAAACUCAAACCCGAUGUUCUUAUUCAAAUUUCUGGCGUUUGUCAUGGGCUUGAUUCUCAUGUUGAGUAACACCAACAUUCGGGAGAGAGUGAAGAGAAUGCUUGCGGUCUUUUGGUCUAAGGUCAAGGGCACAGCCGGAAUGGGGGUGAAGAAUAACUGGGAAGAGUAUUGUCAGCACCCUGCUGCUAAGCCAGACUACAAUGGUCCAGGGACUACUCACAUCUGUUCUCGAACUGCCGAGGUUUAUAAUCUUAGGACAUCCGUCGCGAUCCUUUUCGAGGCGAGUACAUUCAAAACAGUAGAACGCGUCCGAGAUGCCCUCACCACCGCACACAACGCAUUUAUUCUGGUAGUUGCCGAAGCUACAUUCGUCACAAAUGCGUACGAGCGUCGUGGGCCGAACGUAGGAGUCGCAAACUGGGCAUUUACCAUCGCACUUAUCACAGAGACGACCGAUGGCAAUACCGGCCUGUUUGCGACACAUAACAAGAUCGCUGCGCGACAGCUCCGUCCCUUGGAUGAUACCAAAGCAGACCACGAGCAAGAUAAAGAUACAAUGUCUGAGUAUGCACCGAACAAGGACUCUAUGAAAAGAAAGGCUUCAAUAAACGCUGGCGAACUCUCCCCGAAACGAACGAAACAUGACGAAUAUUUCCGCGAAGCACCAAGCGAACCACGGAGGAGAAACUCUUCUACAAACCGCCACAAUUCAUAUGGAGACUCUCCAGACAUCGACAUAGAUCGCCGUAAAAACGCGACACAAGAAGAGAAGAGACGCGGGAAGCGGUUAUUCGGGGGUCUUCUCAGCACCCUGAGCCAGACAAGUGGCAGUGUGCAGCAGAAGCGCCGUUUGGAGAUAGAACGCAGACAACAAGACCGGUUACAGAAACAGAACAUUGAGGAAGAUAGGCUGCGCGAGGAGAAACGACUGCGACUCACUGAGAUCCGGAGAGGCGAACAACUGACGCUCGAUGAGGAGGUUAUGCAUAGCAAGCAUAUCAAAAUGCUUGCGAUGGCUCCGUACCUACGCACAAAAUCAAGGCCGCAUAUCUACUAUCUUCCUUGGAAGCUUACAGCAGAACAAGAAGACACAAUAGAUGAUCAGAUCCGGCAAACGAAGGUCACAAUAGAGCGCGAAGUUGAAGGUUUGAACGCAAGAAAAGGGCAACAGGCGAAAGGAGGAAGACAGCCGCUAGAGACGACAGCGCCGUCAAGGGAGGACUUGGAUCACGACUCCAAAGGCAUAAAUGGGCCCGACAAAUCGCCACAUGGUCAAGAGAAGCUGAUUCAGGCGUCUAAUCAUGACCAUCAUCACGAUGAGGCGGCAGAUGUAUUGGAGGAAGCUGACGAAGAUAUGGUGAUUUACUGA